This is a messenger RNA of Akanthomyces muscarius, 4389 nucleotides long. RefSeq lists its product as uncharacterized. Gene Ontology annotation, biological process: transmembrane transport. The record is from RefSeq and is a predicted model, not a curated record. The coding region runs from base 1 to 4389 and encodes 1462 amino acids. NCBI's taxonomy places the organism in Eukaryota, Fungi, Ascomycota, Sordariomycetes, Hypocreales, Cordycipitaceae. The transcript is spliced from 6 exons. Gene Ontology annotation, cellular component: membrane. Gene Ontology annotation, molecular function: ABC-type transporter activity; ATP hydrolysis activity; ATP binding.
AUGGUGGUGUCGUGCGAUGCCCAGUUUGGCCCUCGAGUCGAUAGCGCUUGUCGGUCAUUCGAUUUUACACUAUACUUUGAAGAUGUCGUCUUCAGCGCAGUGCCGAGUGCCAUUUUCAUCUUGAUUGCAGCCAUUCCGUUAAUUGGCUUAUCACGGCAACGACGCAUUGUCAGAAGCUCGACGCUAUUUGGCCUGAAAUUGGCCGUCUUCUCAGUCCUCUUGGUAUUUCAGGCUAUUUUUCUAGGACUGAGAAUCAAAAACGAAAAACUACAUACUGGCGCUUCGAUUGCCGCUGAUGUUUUGUCGCUCAUUGCCACGGGCGCGGCCGUUGCGCUGUCGUGGCUGCAGCACCACCGCUCCGAACAACCAUCCACAACCUUGACUUUGUACCUGUCCGCGCUCGUAUUACUAGAUAUUGCUCGGGCGCGCACACUCUGGCUCAUUCCGGACAGCACAGCCGCCUCCGCCAUCAAGACGGUCGCUCUGCUGCUGACAACUGCUGUCCUGGUGCUGGAGUCGACUGGCAAGAGAGCGAGCCUGCGCCAGCCGGAGAAGCUGGCGCACUCCGGCCCGGAGCCCUUUAUCGGCUUCUGGGGCAUCAGUGGCUAUGUUUGGGUGCUCAGCACUCUCUCACGAGGCUAUCACAAUUUUCUGACGGUCGAGGACCUUCCCGAGCUCGACUACCGUAUCUCGGCGGACAAGCUGCACCAUAAACUACAGAGUCAAUUGAAGAAGACCGACUUGUUUAAGAAGAAUGCCUUUGUCGCAGCUUGCGCUCGCGCGUUUGCUUCGUCAUUCGUUUCGGCCGUCAUCCCGCGACUCUUCCUGAUUGGCUUCAAGUUUGCCCAGCCCUUUAUGAUCAACAACAUGCUCGAAUUCAUCGGCGACAGACACGCACCGCAAAACAUUGGCAACGGGCUGAUUGGCGCCUACGCUCUCGUGUACGCCGGCAUGGCCAUCUCCAUGGCCCUCUACCGCUACUACUCGAACCGAUUCAUCAUUGGCCUCCGCGGCGGCCUCAUCUCCGUCAUCUAUCAGCAGACGGUGGAGGCGCGCGGCCUGGACCUCGGCGACAUUGACGGGCUGACGCUCAUGGGCGCCGACGUGGAGCGCAUCUCGACUGGCUUUCGCACGAUCCACGAAGUGUGGGCGUCGCCUAUUGAAAUCAUCAUUGCUGUGUACCUGCUCGAGCGACAAAUUUUUGUGGCGUGCGCCGUCCCGGGUCUGCUCGUGCUCACUUUUGUCUUACUGGCUUUUGUCAUUGCCACGCUCGCCAAAAAGUACCAGCGCGCAUGGAUCGAAAAGGUUGAAGAGCGGCUGCGUCUCACUACAAACAUGCUGGCCAACAUGAGGACGGUCAAGAUGCUGGGUCUCAGUUCGAGGAUGUUUUCAGUCAUCUACAAAGCCCGCGAUGUGGAAAUUGAAAAUUCCACUCGCUAUAGAUGGACCUUGAUUGGGCAAAUUUUCUUUUCAAACUCACCCAUGAUGUUUGCGCCCGUGGUGACGUUCAUCGUUUUUGUCGCCAUAGCCAACGCCCGUCACGACAACUCCUUCCUGGCUAGCAAGGCCUUUACAUCCUUGUCACUCAUUGCGCUUUUAACGGAACCCACUCUGAUGUUCAUCCAAGCCAUACCAAGUGUAUACGAGUGCCUCAGUUGCUUUGACCGAAUGCAAGAGUACUACCGCCAGCCCGUCCACCCCGGUCUGCUGCCCCAGGCGGGCAAUAACAUUGCCCCGGAAAAGAAUGCAUCCGCAAUUUCUUUACAAGCUAUGCCAGGCCACUUGACGGGCUCUGGCGAGUCUGUUGUGAGUUUUGUCGAUCAGGACUUUGCGUGGGCUAAAGCUAGCCCGCCUGUGCUCAAGAAUAUCAACGCGUCUAUCCUCAGAGGACGCUUCACUGCCAUCGUGGGUCGCACUGGCAGCGGCAAGUCAACCUUGCUCGAGAGCAUUCUAGGAGAGACAGUUGACGUCCGCGGCCGCACAGAACGCAAGUUUGCUACGGCGGCCUACUGCUCCCAAGUUCCUUGGUUGGUGAAUGGUACUCUCAAAAGCAACAUCACAUACGGCUGCUCGGGCCCAACUGAUGAUGAAUGGUAUCGGGCCGUUGUUUCAGCCUGCGGAUUGGAAAGCGACAUUAAUGGCCUGCCCGGCGGCGAUCAAACAGAAAUUGGCGACAGUGGCAGCAAGCUGAGCGGCGGCCAAAGGCAACGUGUCAGCUUGGCUCGAGCUGUCUUCUCGCGGGAGCCGGUUAUCCUGCUGGACGAUGUCUUGAGUGGCGUCGACAAUGCCAACAUUGCCCACAUCUCGGACAAGCUUUUUGGACGCUCUGGUCUCUUGCGCCGAAGCGGCUCCACCAUCGUUCUCGUGACGCAUUCCAAGUAUCUCAUGAUGAUGGCCGACGAUGUGUUGGUGGUCGACCAGGGCACGAUUGUCGAAUCGCGGACUGUUGCCUCGCUGCAGUCAAGCGACGGAUUCUCGUCUGGCUUUCAGAUUGAGGAUCCUGCGACCGAAACGGAUGAUGAGGAGAUAAACGUGACCAAGAAGGCUGAUGCGCAAGCUCUUGCACGCAUCGAGACGGCCGAGGACGCGCUCUCUGCACUCAAUGAGGAGGCCGCAGAUCUCAAACGCACGCACGGAGUCCCUUCUGUAUACCGCUACUACAUGCACUCCUCCGGAUACAUAAAGGUGAUUAUCAUGCUUGCUGGCGCCGGGCUGUACAUCUUUUGCAACGAGUUCGGCGUCGUCUGGAUUGAUCUGUGGUCCUCGGCCAACGCCAAACAUCCUGGCCAUGCCAACAACGGCAUGUACCUAGGCGUCUACGCUGCCCUAGGAAUCAUUUCUGGAGCCCUACUGUUUUGCCUCUGCUGGCUCGUCUUUGUCAACAUGAUCUCCAUCUCCUCGAGGAAUUUGCACACGGAUCUUUUGAACGCCGUCAUUCGGGCUCCGCUGCUCUUCUUCCAGGAGACCGACGUUGGUAACAUCACAAACCGCUUCAGCCAGGACAUGGAGCUGAUUGGCAUUGAGCUCCCAAUCAUCAUUAUCAAUUAUCUUGCCUCAUUUUAUGAGUGCAUUGCGAAGAUGAUUCUUUUGGCCGUGUUCGGACGCUACCUGACCGCCUCGCUGCCCAUAUUUCUCGCAGCCAUCUAUGUUAUUCAGCGCAUCUACCUUCGCACAUCGCGCCAGGUACGACUCUUGGACAUUGAAGCCAAGGCGCCCGUCUACCUACAGUUUCUCGAGUCUAAGAACGGUGCCGCCACAUUGAGGGCGUUCGGAUGGCAGCAUUCGUGCCAGCUGGGCCUGCAACGUCUCCUCAAUCGCUCUCAGAAGCCAGUGUAUCUGCUCUACUGCAUCCAGCAAUGGCUCGCUCUCGUGCUGGAUGCGCUUGUUUCCGCGCUGGUGUUGAUACUCAUUGCUAUUGUUGUCACCUGGCGAGACAAGUUCUCACCGGGAAGCGUUGGUGUAGCUCUCGUUACUGUCAUGACUUUCAACUCUGCACUGACGCAGCUCAUCAAAAUGUGGACUUCACUUGAAACUUCGAUCGGUGCUGUUGGUCGUAUCAAGGAGUUCAAGGACAACACUGUGCCUGAAGAAGAGGAGCUGGGCAUCUUGCAGCCAGAGAGCCCUCCGCCGAACUGGCCGAGCGCGGGCAAUAUCGAGUUCAGAAACGUCAUCGCAUCUUACAAGGAAAUCGGACCGUCUGUUCUCAAGGGACUAACGCUGUCAAUCAAGGCUGGCGAAAAGGUUGCCAUUUGCGGCCGCUCUGGCAGUGGCAAGACGUCGCUCAUUCUGAGUUUGCUCCACAUGAUACACAUCAAUGGCGAACUUAUCAUUGACGACGUUGACAUCCACAAUAUCGUACCUAAUGAACUGCGUGCGCUCAUCAAUAUUGUUCCUCAAGAGCCGUUUUUGAUGCCUGGGUCGGUACGCCAAAAUGUCGAUCCAUUCGAAAUCGCCAAUGACGGUGACAUUAUAGCCUCGCUGAAACGGCUUGGCCUUUGGGAGCGUAUCGAAGCCGCCGGUGGUGUCGACUCCGACAUGCCUCUCACGUCCUGGUCCGUGGGCGAGCGGCAGUUAAUUUGCAUGGCUAGGGCCAUGGUGAGGAAAAGCCCGAUCCUCAUUCUCGACGAAGCUACCAGCAGCGUCGACCACAAAACGGAAGAGAUUAUGCAAGAAGUGCUGGAGACUGAGUUUGCAGGUAAAACAGUGCUUUCCGUGGUUCAUCGCCUGGGGUAUAUUGAGCGGUAUGACAAGGUUGUGGUCUUGCAAAAGGGGGAGUUGAUGGAGUUUGAUGCCCCCGGGGUGCUGCUUGCUCAACCAUCGAUGCUGGCAGCGAUGAAGAGGGCCGGAACGCGAGGCUCCAGCAGCCUGGGCAGUGAUGAUGAUGAGUGA